Messenger RNA from Triticum dicoccoides, 703 nucleotides. Its product is annotated as histone H2A. The transcript has a single exon. The record is from RefSeq and is a predicted model, not a curated record. Gene Ontology annotation, cellular component: nucleosome. The coding region runs from base 75 to 554 and encodes 159 amino acids. Gene Ontology annotation, molecular function: structural constituent of chromatin; protein heterodimerization activity; DNA binding. NCBI's taxonomy places the organism in Eukaryota, Viridiplantae, Streptophyta, Magnoliopsida, Poales, Poaceae.
ACUCAACACCACAGCUCUCCGGCAGUCUGGCUCUCUCCAUCCCAAUCCCGACCUACCGUCCUCUCUCGCACGCCAUGGACGCCACGGCCACCGGCGCCAAGGGGAAGAAGGGCGCGGCCGGGCGCAAGGCCGGCGGCCCCAGGAAGAAGUCGGUGACGCGGUCCGUGAAGGCCGGGCUCCAGUUCCCCGUCGGCCGCAUCGGGCGCUACCUCAAGAAGGGCCGCUACGCCCAGCGCGUCGGCACCGGCGCCCCCGUCUACCUCGCCGCCGUCCUCGAGUACCUCGCCGCCGAGCUGCUGGAGCUCGCCGGGAACGCCGCGAAGGACAACAAGAAGAGCCGCAUCAUCCCCCGCCACCUGCUGCUCGCCGUCAGGAACGACGAGGAGCUCGGCAAGCUGCUGGCCGGCGUCACCAUCGCGCACGGCGGCGUGAUCCCCAAUAUCAACCCGGUGCUUCUCCCCAAGAAGACGGCGGAGAAGGAGGGCAAGGCGCCCAAGUCCCCCAAGAAGGCCGCCAAGUCGCCCAAGAAGGCCGCCACCCCGAAGAAGGCUUAAGAGAGAUGCGAUCUGUAUCGUUUAGGCUGUGUGCUGUGUAGUGUUCAUCUGAAUAGCAGAGUGAUGGUGUGUUCUGUCUAGCUGUUGAUGUACCUUGUGUUGUUCAUGUUCAUGGAAGAAAUUCAGAAAUCUCUUUGAAUUUCCAAAUA